AGCCGACAUUUCUGGUAGAAAUCUUGAGUAAUCUGCUGGCCUGUAACUUAUUUCGAGAAACAGUUUUCGCGUGCAUUCCAAACGCGACGGUUCGGCUUAAAGAAAUCGCGGAGAACUCAGCGAAGUCCAAAGUGAAUAAAUACAAAGUGUUGGUGGUUAAUUGAAUGAAAACGCCUUAAGAAAAAGCAAAAGUGCUUUCGAAAGUGAAGUGAAUUAAAUUAAAAUAAAGCCAAAAGCUUUGGUUAGGUGUAUCACAAAAAUAAAGAAAGAGUGCGUUAUUUAUAUAAAACAAAAUUAACAGUGAAAGAGUUAACAUCUACCAUUACUUGGAAUAUUUGUAUAAAAAGCGCCGCUAAAGGAAUAUACCUUGGAUUAGUUUUGUAUUGAAUAUGUGCCAAGUUGGUCACAACCAACGAACUCCACCCACAAAAUCCAUGAUCUAGCCCUUUGCCAUGAUGCUGCUGCCCAUCUUGCUACUACUUUGUUUUGGCCUUAACCUAAUUAGAGCAGAAAGUUGUCCUCCAUCGCAGGCUAUAUUGCCAUGUCGCUGUUCCUUGAGGGGAAAGGAAAUUCAGAUAUGGUGUUCGCACAGCAAUCUGCCUCAAAUCAUGGAUGGCUUAAAAGCAGUCGAACGGAACAUCAAAGGUCGAAUUGAUGAGUUGGUGCUGGAGAACAAUCAGUUGCCCGCUUUACCGGGAAGAUUCUUUGGCAGUUUGCAGAUUGUGCGCCUAAUGCUUCGCCAUAAUAGCAUCGAAAGAGUUUCCAACGGAUGGUUAAACGAAUUGGAGAACGGUCUGGUGGAGAUCUUCGUGGUGGAACCCCAACUCCGCAGCAUUCCUGAGGAGAGUCUCAAUGGAAUGAUCAACAUGCUGGCCAUUACCAUCCAAAGUGAUGAGUUGAAACACCUUCCGGAUUUCUCUGGACUGCUCAGCUUGACCUAUUUGAGUGUCCAGACUGCAGCUCUCCAGGAAUUGCCUUCCCAUCUCUUUAGACACCUCCCCAAACUGCAGCAUAUCCACAUCACUGGUGGUGCAGGACUCACCCGCUUGGAAGCGGGUCUCUUUGAUGGUUUGAUUUCCCUGAAGAAUCUAGAUCUCUCGCACAAUGGUCUCAAUUGGAUUCACUUGCGUGCCCUGUCCAGAUUACCCAAUUUGGUUAGCCUAAAGCUGUCUUACAAUCAAAUCAGUGAUGUGGGGAUGGUGGGUCGCAUUGUCAAGGAUCUGGAGCACUUGAAGAAACUUCGAUUGGAUCACAACCUCAUCACUGUUAUAGAAGACGGCUCCUUUGUGGAUCUGCCCAAUCUCUCAGAGCUUCACUUGAAUGAUAACCGAAUCACGGAACUGCAAUAUGGGGCAUUUUUGCGCACUCCUCAAUUGAAAACCAUAUAUCUGCAGAAUAAUCUUAUUCGGAGGAUUCAUCCGGAAUCAUUACUUCAAGCAAGUGGAAGUGGCGUGGAGGCAGUGCACAUUUAUAACAAUGAAAUUGGUCAUGUGGAGGCCUUGAGAGCUUUGCUGGAUGCUUUGCCUACCCUAAAAUAUCUAGAUAUGAGUAGUAAUCUUCUGAGUGAACUACCUUAUGGAGCUCUUCGUGGUCAUGGAACCCUGGAGCAACUGCAUCUAAAUCACAAUCUUCUGAGACUCAUCGAAAGGGAUGCUUUGAUGGCCAUGCCUGCUUUGCGGGAACUGCGAAUGAGAAAUAACAGUCUAUCCUCGGAUUUACCAUUACCAUUUUGGAAUCUGCCGGGAUUAAAGGGUCUCGAUCUGGCACAGAAUCAAUUUGCCCGAGUUGACUCUCAAUUGCUGGCGGGACUUCCUUCUUUAAGACGUCUAGAUCUCAGCGAAAAUGGUUUAAUCGAGAUGGCACCCAAUAGUUUUCGUCAUAAUCCUCUACUGGAAACGCUUAACAUAUCCUCAAAUGAGCUAACCAAAAUUCACUCCUCCACAUUAAUUCAUUUGGAAAGGCUUUUCGAGGUUGAUGCCAGUUACAAUCAGUUGAAAACGAUGAUUGGAGGACUUCCUAGGAUUGUGGAGCGCAUUUCUCUAAAGGGUAACCACAUUACUUCUUUACCAGCAGCUGCCAGCAAGGAUUUGCAACUCCCAAACUUGAGAAUGCUCGAUCUCAGCCAGAAUCAUAUAGAACAGCUACCCAGACAUGGUUUUCAAGGGGCAUCGGAGUUAAGAGUUUUAAGUCUAGCUCAAAAUGAAUUACGUCAGUUGGAGGAUACUUCCUUUAUAGGCAUUCAACGUUUGGAAUUACUCCACUUGCAGGAAAAUCAAUUGGGUGAAGCGGAUGAACGGGCUUUAUUACCACUCGCAGAAUUAAGAAAUCUAAAUUUGCAAUCCAAUAAACUAGAGGCCAUUACGGAUAACUUCUUUUCGAACAACAGCAGACUUGAGCAACUGGAUCUCUCUAGAAAUCUCAUUCGCAGCAUUUCUCCCACAGCUUUCGAUACCCAGAGAUCUCUGGAGUAUCUAGAUCUUUCAGGAAAUGCUCUUCUGGAUAUAUCUGUUGGCUUGGGCAAUCUUAACAGCCUGCGAGACAUCGAUCUUAGUUACAAUCAAAUAUCGCGUGUGCAAUCCGAUGUGAUUAAUGGCUGGCGGAAUGUAGUGGAAAUUCGAUUGUCAAAUAAUCUUAUUGUUGAACUCCAGCAAGGCACUUUCCGUAAUCUUCCAAAGUUGCAAUAUCUGGAUCUUAGCAGCAACGAGAUUCGGAAUGUGGAGCCUGGAGCUCUAAAAGGCCUCGAUGAACUGCAGGAAUUCGUUCUGGCGGACAAUAAGUUGGUGGAGCUGAAGGAUCAUGUUUUUGAGGAGCUGCCAAGUCUCUUGGCUUCCCACUUUCAAUACAACAAACUGCGAUACAUCUCCCCAGAAAGUUUUCAUAAUGCCAACUCGCUGGUGUUCCUAAAUCUGUCCAAUAAUCACUUCAGGAACAUGGAGAAUAUUGGUCUAAGGAGCAUGCGUAACUUGGAGGUUUUAGAUUUAUCCACCAAUGGCGUCAAAUUGGUUUCUACCAUGCCACUCAAGGCGCUUAAUUGGUUGGUGGAACUCAAAAUGGACAACAAUCAGAUAUGUCGAAUACAGGGUUCUCCAUUUGAAACAAUGCCACGUUUGCGAGUCCUUUCCAUGCGAAAUAAUCAACUGAGGAGCAUUAAAGAAAGAACAUUCCGCAAUGUACGAGGAAACAUAGCUAUUUUGGAUGUGGAUGGCAAUCCCAUAGACUGCAAUUGUGAGAUGCAGUGGCUUUCGGUUUGGCUGCAGGAGACAAACUUCCCAUAUCCAGGACCCAAAUGCCAGGAUGGACGACUUUUGAGAUCAGCUCGCAUGGAAAGAAGUCUCUGCCUGGGUGCAGAUAUCUAUGGAAACGAACGAACCGAUGGCAACCAGUUGCCACUGCUCAACGAACACGGAGAUGUCUUCCAGCGAGAUUUACCCGACGAUUUCAACGACGAGUGCGAGGUGAAUGAGGCCACAAGACUCCCUGGAGACCGACCACUUGUGGGCGAGAGCGAGUACUUCUACGAUCAGUAUGUGGACGCCACCGAGGCACCAGAUACCACCAACUCCGUGAUCAGUACUUCCCAGCGACCCAAACCGAACCCAACGAUAAACAGCAAUAUAGAUCUGAAUAACACGAUACUCCACACCAAAUACUUUAAUCGAAAACCUCAGCCGGGAGGUGGUUCACCCUUCACGUUCUUUGGUUACCCUCUGCCCAGUGUGAGUCUGGGUCGCUUUUUCGGUUUCGGAGAUCGAGGAAGGAAACAGCGAACGGAUUCUAUUGAUGAUAUGCCCGCCACCCAUCGAAUGGCCCACAUAAACCUGCCAAGUGGAAGGGGCAAAACCAGGAUGUAUCAACCGAAUAGCGCCGAAUUCGAAAAGUAUCUGAAGAACCAGCAGCAGCAGGAGAAGCAGAACAUAGCCAGAAACCGGUAUGUGGACACGGACUCCACCACUUCGUCCGUGGAGGAUGCACUGAGCAACGAGAGCGGGAGUGCUGCCACCACGGUGGGUGUCUUUCGCACCACCUUUCGUGAGCCAUCGAGCAUCGAACGCGGUGGCUUCCGUCCCAUUGUUCCCGCGCAUAUCGGUGGUUUUAUGCCUGUCCAUGAUCCCCAGCAGCGUCGUGGUUUGGUGGAAGCUGUGAAUGCUACGGGAAAACCACCAGAAACGAUCCAAAGCAAAGGUGAAAGGAAGUUUAUUCCCAUUUCCGUUCAGGCACGACCCAAGCCUACCAAAAGUAGUGGUGAAAGUUCUGAGACAGCCACUUAUGAUGUCACGGAAACCACUCCAGAUGUGACCACCACAACGCCUUUGAUGCAGAGAAUUACGACCAGUACAACUAGAGCUCCAACCACAACCACAACAAGGAGGACUACAACCACAAGUACUACCCAGAGAACUACUUUAAGUGAUGCAUCAGCAUCCGCUUCCAGCAGUGAACAGGAACAGCAGGAGUCGCAGUACGAUGACGACGAUUUGGAGGCGCAAUCUGUGACCCUGCUGAGGCCUCCUCCUCUGGUGCAAACAACCACGGCGGAGACGAUCCUGUUGAUUCCACCAGCCGAAGAACACGAGGCGCAGAUCAAGAGCCGAUCUUGGUUGACCACCUCAACGCCACAAAGUCCUAGUGACUAUCAAGUAACUCCUGCUCGUUCCACCAGCACAGUGCCUUCACUGCCCCCUCAAUCUCCGCCUUUACGAGGCGGCGGACGGUCCACCAUCACCAAGGUGUACACACCUUACCAGCAACAGGUGGCUCAACCCACGGCGGAGGAGUAUCAGCGCACCACGCCCAGUGCGGAUAACGAGGGCGUGGCCAGCGAGCAUCAGCUCACGGCGAAUGCCCAAAAGCGCACCGAACUGGAACUCCUUCAAGUGGAUCGAGUCGAUCGUAAGGAUGGCAUGGAUUGGUACUAUGAGAGCUUCAAAAAGAAACGUGACUUUAAUGGCGGUGCUGCUGUGCGAAAAACAGCCCACAAGGAGGUGUUCUUUGAUGGAGUAGGUGCUUCGUCCAGUUGGAAUCGCUUGCACAAGAAGGAGAUCCUCUUUCUUAGCUUGUUAUUGUUGUGGAGAGCGUGUUAA
This is a messenger RNA of Drosophila ficusphila, 5081 nucleotides long. RefSeq names its product protein artichoke (gene atk). The transcript is spliced from 5 exons. Bases 453 to 5081 code for a protein of 1542 amino acids. Gene Ontology annotation, molecular function: protein binding. The record is from RefSeq and is a predicted model, not a curated record. NCBI's taxonomy places the organism in Eukaryota, Metazoa, Arthropoda, Insecta, Diptera, Drosophilidae.